GACCAUCCUGCAGGGGGCGCCGCGGCGAGAGGCCGAUCGCGUUGGUGGAUCUGAGAGACGCGGAGGGGAGGGCAGGGCCUGAGGUGCAGACUGGACGGAAGACAUUGGCAGAACUUCGUGGCCAGGGUGUAGAAAAUAUCCAGGUAGUGGCUGCAGUUCCACCUCUUGUUUGGUUGCCAUGCAUCCUGGGCGAACUACUGGUAAAGGGCCCUCCACUCCCAUGCAUUUCGACCAGCAACCUCCACGGCUUCUCAUCGUGCACAUUGCUCUGCCGUCCUGGGCUGAUAUCUGCUCCAACCUCUGUGAGGCCCUGCAGAACUUUUUCUCUCUAGCCUGCAGCUUGAUGGGCCCCAGCCGUAUGUCCGUGUUCAGCUUAUACAUGGUACAAAAUCAGCACGAGUGCAUCCUCCCUUUUGUGCAAGUAAAAGGGAACUUUGCUAGAUUGCAGGCCUGCAUCUCAGAGCUCCGCAUGUUACAGAGAGAAGGUUGUUUCAGACCACAAGGCACUUCUCUGAAGCUGGCAGUAGUGGAUGGGCUCCAGCAGUUCAAACAAUACAGCAGACAUAUGACCACAGGUGCAGCUCUGACCUACACUUCCCUAGAGAUUACUGUUCUGACUUCUCAGUCUGGGAAAGAGGUGGUCAGACAAUUGGAGGAAGGGUUGAAAGAUACAGACCUAGUCAGAGUCAGGAGGCUUCAGGUUGUUGAAGUCACAAAGGGAAUCCUAGAGCAUAUGGACUCAGCAUCUCCUGUUGAAGAUCCCAGCAAUGAUGAGAGUUGUAUCCUGGGAACUGACAUUGACCUUCAGACUAUAGACAAUGAUACUGUCAGCAUGGAGAUUUUCUUCAAAGCCUGGCUGCAUAACAGUGGAACAGACCAAGAACACAUCCAUCUUCUUCUUCCUUCACGGUGUUUCAACAACAUUUCCAGAGCCAGAGAUAAUCCAAUGUGCCUGAAAUGUGAUCUCCAAGAGCGACUGCUCAGCCCCUCCCUGCUCCCUGGCACAGCUGACAGCACCUUGAAAAUGGAUGACCCCAAAGGAGACUUCAGCACACUCUACCAGAUGGCUUCCCAGUCAUCAGCCUCUCGUUACAAGCUCCAAGUGAUCAAGGCUCUAAAAUCUAGUGGGAUCUGUGAGUCAUUGACAUAUGGACUCCCAUUCAUCCUCAGACCCACAAGCUGUUGGCAGCUGGACUGGGAUGAGCUAGAGACAAAUCAGCAGCAUUUCCAUGCUUUGUGUCAUAGCCUGCUGAAAAGAGAAUGGCUGCUGCUGGCCAAAGGGGAACUCUCGAGCCCAGGAUACAGCCAGAGAAUCCCUGCCAGCACCUUCUACGUGAUCAUGCCAUCACCCUCCCUCACACUGCUGGUGAAGGCAGUGGCCACACGGGAACUGAUACUGCCCAACUCCUUCCCCCUGCUACCUGAGGACCCACCUGAUGACAGCCUUAAGAUUGUGGAGAGUAUCCUGGACAGCUUGGAGCUGGAGCCCACCUACAACCCCUUGCAGGUUUGGAGCCACCUGUACUCACACCUGAGCAGCACCUUGGUCAAGCCUCAGGGGCGGCUCCACCCAAGCUGGGAGAGCAGGGCCCCGAGAAAGCAUCCCUGCAAGGCUGGGCAGUUGCAGACCAACCGAGUUCGAGCCACAGUGGCCCCCUUGCCUAUGAUUCCUGCCCCAGGAAGAGCCCCCAAGAUGCCAGCAGCCAGCAAACCUUCCUCAGAAGCCUUCUUCAUGCCUUCCGAGCAGGAGGAGUAUCUCUCAGGGCCCUAAGUUGCCGCUCCAGCACCCAGCUGCCCCGCUUAAUCGCAUCCAUGCUAAGACUCACACAAUGGCUAUCUGUGGGCAGACCUGCCUUCUAUCCACCUGAGCCUCUGUGAGCUCAGACUGCCCUGCCAGGAAACAGGGCCUUUCCCUCCUCUGUUCUGAGUGCUGCCACGGCCUCACUCCUCAAGCCAGAAGUGACACACCCAAGCCUGUCCCUUCUCUGGCAGGACUCUCAUUUUCUUUUGGAUCAUUUGAUACUGUUAACACAGAUCAAGAUUAAACACCCAGCAGGCCUCCAUCAUUGUUAGGAGCAUUGCCAUGCCCA
Microcebus murinus (gray mouse lemur) is the source of this 2090-nucleotide messenger RNA. NCBI's taxonomy places the organism in Eukaryota, Metazoa, Chordata, Mammalia, Primates, Cheirogaleidae. The record is from RefSeq and is a predicted model, not a curated record.